AUUUAUAUUUACAGUUCUUGCGGUAGUGCUGGCGCCAUUUGUGGUUUCAUUUUCAACUUCAGCUCUUUGGUUUUCCAUUUUGCAUAGAUUCAAGAUAUGGGUAAGCUUCCUUCUUCUUUUAUUCUUCGUUCAGUUGUUAAUGGUGGAAGCCAUCUUUCUAAUUUCCACUCUUCUUCUUCUAACACCAUAGCUACCCACAUCGAAGCCUUAAGUAAGAAACCCAUGCCUGUUAGAGGAAAGGGAAAAAUAGAUUAUCGCUUCGAUAAUGUUGAUGAUGCUCUGAUUGUUUUCAAUAAGAUGAUAGGCAAGUAUCCAAAGCCUUCAAUUGUGGAAUUUAAUAAAUUAUUAGGAGCCGUUGUUAGGAUGAAACAUUAUGCCAUUGUUGUUUCUAUGUAUAGACAGAUCGAAUUAUUGGGAGUUUCCCACGAUGGUUAUUCUAUGAAUAUCUUGAUUAAUGGCUUUUGUCAAUUAGGUCGAAUUGAUUUUGGGUUGUCUGUUUUGGGGAAAAUGCUGAAAUUAGGUGUUGAACCUAGUGUUGUAACUUUUUCAACUUUGAUUAAUGGGCUUUGUAUUCAAAGUAAGAUUUCUGAGGCCAUUAGUAUAUUCGAUGGAAUGACUGAAAGAGGGUAUCAACUUGAUUUGAUUGUUUACAAUACAAUACUUAAGGGGUUGUGUAAGAUUGGCAAUACUGAUAGAGCUGCUAGGUUUCUAAGGCUGAUGGAAGGCACAGGUUUUGAACCUGAUAUUGUAGCAUAUAAUACCAUCCUUGACUGCCUUUGUAAGAAGGGGCUAUUAAAGGAGGCUCUCAAUCUCUUCUCGGAAAUGAAGGUUAAGGGCAUUAGACCAGAUAUCAUUACUUAUAAUUGCUUAAUUCAUGGUAUGUGUAAUUCGGGCCGGCAGGAGGAGGCAACAAGGCUUUUGAAUGAAAUGGUUGAUAACAAUAUUUCACUUGAUAUUGUCACGUAUACCAUAUUGGUUGAUGCACUGUGCACGGAAGGAAUGAUUUCUAAAGCUGUAGAGAUCGUUGACACAAUGAGAAAGCAAGGCAUUGAACCCAAUGUUGUCACGUAUUCUACAUUGGUUGAUGCACAUUGCAAAGAAGGGAUGGUUUCUAAAGCUGAGGAUAUUGUUGACACAAUGAUAAAACGAGGCAUUGAGCCCGAUGUUAUUACCUAUAGUGCAUUAGUUAAUGGUCAUUGCUUGCAGAAUGAAAUGGAUAAAGCUAGAGGAGUUUUCAACUUGAUGAUUGAGAAGGGUUGUGCACCUGAUAUAGUUACUUACAACACCAUGAUCAAUGGAUAUUGCAAAGGUAAAAGGUUAGACGAAGCAAUGGAACUCUUCCAUGAAAUAUCUCGAAAGGGACCAAUCCUGGAUACUGUCACGUACAGCACUCUCUUGCAGAGUAUGUUUCAGUUAGGGAGAGUUUUAACUGCUUGUGAACUGUUUAGAAAGGUGCUUGCUUCUGGACAAAUUCCAGAUAUAGUGACCUGUUUGAUUUUGCUGAAUGCUUUAUGCAAAACAGGUCAUAUCGAAGAGGCAUUGAAACUUUUUGAAGCAAUGCGAAACAGUGGGUUGGAACUUGAUAUUGUCCCAUAUACUAUCCUAAUUGAUGGGUUUUGCAAAGUUGGGCAUAUCAAGGUUGCAAAAGAAUUAUUUCAUCAACUCUCAAACAAUGGUUUAAAACCGGAUGUUUACACAUAUUGUAUAAUGAUUAAUGGGCUGUGUAAAGAUGGAUUGCCAGAUGAAGCAUACAGGUUGUUUGGGAGCAUGGGAGAUAAUGAUUGUUCGCUUGAUAGUUGCUGUUAUAAUGUAAUGAUUCGGGGGUUCCUUCGAAACAGCUAUACCUCAAAGGCAACGCAACUUCUUACAGAAAUGGUUGGUAAGGGAUUCUGUGCCGAUAUAUUCACUGUCACCUUAUUUAUGGAUCUCAUCUUACACUCUAAUAGAUCAAUCUUGCUCUGAAAUGUUCCACUGCUUUCUCAAUUAAAAAAAAAUCAUGUCCAAUUUGGAAUUUUUUUAAUUUCAACUACUAAACAUAAUAGUAUUAAUGGUAUAAGGAUUAAUUAUGUCUAAAUUAAAAUAUAAAAAUAAAUCUUCAAAUUAAAUAUAUUAUAUAGGCGAAAAUGAUAAUUUAACUAAAGAGUUUUAUAUUUAAGCCUUUAAAUUAAAUUUCUAAAGAUGUGAAUCAAGUAGAAGAGAUGUAUUUUAGAUAUAAAUAUUGAAAGUCUUGACUUGAAUGAAGAGAUGAUUAAAUCUUUUAUUAGAUACCUAUUUAACAUGAAUUUUUUGGGAGGAAAAUGUUGAAACGAGGAGUAAAAAUUUGAUUUGAUAUUCUUAUAUUGAAAUCACAAUUUCAUACGAUCUUUUUCCUCUAAAAAAUGCUAUGAAAUAUUAGAUUUUAAAUUUACAUUAACUAGAAUUCUUUACCUAGCUAUACUCGGGUUUAAAAAUUAUUUUAAAUGUUAUUAAUUAAAAUAAGAUGAGUUUUGUGAGAAUUAUAUGAAAAUAAUAAUCUGACAUUAUAUUAAAUAUGUGAUAAAAUAUCUGUUACAUAAGAUUUUGAAAGUAAUAGAAUUGAAGUUAACAAACUUAAUUAUGAAGAUAUAUUCUAAAUCAAAUAAUUAUGAUAAUUUGCAAAAUUGAGCUCAGGUCUGUUCUUGACAAUUUUGGGGUUAGGUAAAACAAUAAAAUAGAGUUUUAAGUUUUUAAAAUUAAUGAAAAAUUUUUAGGCCCUUAAAGGUUAAAUUUUUUCUUUGGACCUUUAAAAGUUAGUAAAAAAAAAUUUAAACUCCUUAAAAAUUGAAAAAUAAUUUUUAGACCCUUUUUAACUUUGGAUCCUGAACGGUGGCACCUCCAUACACGACUUCAAGGGCAGGCCUGAUUGAACUUAACAAACUUAUCUGUUACUAUUAGAAAUGACUAAAUUAGAUAUACAGGCUAAAUCUGUAAUUUACGUAGAAGAUAAUUUGACUGUUUAAAUUAAUUUACCCAAAUUACGCUCGCAACCCUUUCCCUAAACAGUACUUCGCAAGCCAAAAUUUACACUUCUUGUGGUACUGCCGGCGCCAUUUGUGGUUUCAUUGUCAAGCUCCCAUUUUGCUUACUUUCAAGAUAUGGGUAAGCUUCCUUCUUCUAUUCCUCGUUAUGUUGUGGAAGCCAUCUUUCUAAUUUCCACUCUCUUUAUUCUUCUUCUAACACCAUUGCUGCCCACAUCAUGUCCAUGUCUGUUAGAGGAAAGGGAAAAAAAGAUGAUCGCUCCGAUAAUGUUGAUGAUGCUUUGAUUUUGUUCAAUAAGAUGAUUGAGAAGUACCCAAAGCCUUCAAUUGUGGAAUUCACUAAAUUAUUAGCACCCAUUGUUAGAAUGAAACAUUAUGCCAUUGUUGUUUCCAUGUGUAGCCAGAUGGAAUCAUUAGGCGUUUCCCAUAAUGUUUAUUCUAUGAGCAUCUUGAUUAAUUGCUUUUGUCAACUAGCCCGAAUUGAUUUUGGUUUUUCUGUUUUGGGGAAAAUGCUGAAGUUAGGUGUUGAGCGUACUGUUGUAACUUUUUCGACUUUGAUUAAUGGGCCUUGUAUUCAAAAUAAGGUUUCUGAGGCGGUUAGUAUGCUCGAUGAAAUGACUGAAAGAGGGUAUCAACCAGAUUUUAUUGUUUACAGUACAGUGCUUAAAGGUGUUGUGUAAGAGAGGCAAUCCUGAUAGAUCUGUUAGGUUUCUAAAGCUGAUGGAGGUUUUCAGCCUGAUAUUCUAGCAUAUAAUACUGUCAUUGGCUGUCUUUGUAAGAACGGGAUGUUAAAGGAGACUCUUGAUCUCUUCUCUAAAGUGAAGGUUAAGGGCAUUAGACCAAAUAUCAUUACUUAUAAUUGCUUAAUUCAUGAUAUGUGUAAUUCAGGCCAGCAGGAGGAGGCAACAAGGCUUUUGAAUGAAAUGGUGGAUAUCAAUAUUUCGCUUGAUGUUGUCACAUAUACUAUAUUGAUUGAUGCACUUUGUGAGGAAGGCAUGAUUUCUAAAGCUGUAGAAACUGUUGACAUGAUGAUAAAGGAAGACAUUGAGCUUGAUGUUGUCACGUAUAAUACAUUGGUUGAUGCACAUUGUAAGAAAGGGAUGGUUUCUAAAGCUGAGGAUAUAAUAUUAAAAAUUUAUAUAUAUAUAUAAGAAUACAAAAUUUAAUGCCUUGCAUUUGAGAGAAAAAUUGUUGUAGAAAUUUAUUUAUUGUAAAGAUUAAGUAAAAAUUUAAUAAAAUACAUGUAUGAAUUUUUUUAAAAAUAUCACAUAUUUCUUAAAUAUGAUGUUAGGAAAAUUAUUUCCUUAAAAAAAUUAAUAAAACUACAUGUAUGAUUUUUGGAAUGAUGGGAUUGACGAGAGCAUCAUAUAUGAAAUGGAUACAAGACGAAAUGAAAAUUUGACCGUCUAACAUAAACCAACUCUUUUAUUGUUUCUCCAAUUUUAGAUUAUGGAGCUUAUAGAUUUAUUGAUGAGAAUGCAAGUCUUUCUGGCAGUGCGGCCGUAUGGGUAAGCUUUAUUCUUCUUUCGCUUGUUAAUGGUGGAAGGGGUCUUUCUAUUUUCCACUCUUCCUUUAACACCAGUGCUACCCACACCGAUGUUAAGUAAGAAUUUCACGCUUCGAUAGUGUUGAUGAUGCUUCGAUAGUGCUUUUAGCAUUUUGAUUAAAUGCUUUCUUGUCAAUUAGGCCAAAUUGAUUUUGGGUUUUCUGUUUAGGGUAAAUGCUGAAGUUAGGUCUUCAACAUGAUGCUAUAAAAUUUUCCACUUUGAUUAAUGGAUUUUGUAAUCAAAUUAAAAUUUCUCUUUUAAUUGCUUACAAUACAAUGCUAAUAAAGCUGUUGGUUUUUUAAGUACGAUGAAAGUAAGAGGUUUGGAACCCAAUAUUGUGGUAUUAGCACUGUCAUUGGCUGUCUUCGUUGUUAAAAAGGAUGCUCUUGAUCUCUUAUUUGGAAUUGAAGGUGAAAGGCAUUAGAUUUAUAUUGUUAUUACCAAUUAUGCUUAAUUCAUGGCAUGUGUAAUUGAUCAAAUAUCGUUAUCUACAACAUCAGAAAUCAUCCCUUCCUUCCUUAAUUCUUGGUAUGAGUAAUCACAUUGCAAGAAGGUGAUGAUUUUUGAAGCUUUAGAUACCACUGACACUAUGAACAAGCAAGUCAUUGCAAGGUAUGUUUCUAAAGCUGAGGAUAUUGUUGACACAAUGAUAAAGCGAAAUAUUGAGCAAGUAAGGACUUGAUUUCAUCUUUUUCUUGUAAUGAAGAAAUAGUUAUAGUCCUGUGUUUAUAUGAUCUCAUCUUUCUAUAUAUUUCUGAAAUUGGUUCAAUAUCAUUAUGCAAUUUUUGUUUCGCAUUCAAAUAAAACAUUUCGAUGAUUCUCUUCUAUAAAUUUUCUCAUGGUAUACUGUGCACUGAGAAACACCAUCUUGGAUUUAAGCUAAACAAGGCCUGUCCAUGUCUAUUAGCUGUUUUUGGUUGGGUUUGAGUCUUUCAUUUUGAACAUCUUUUUCAAUCCUUACAAAAUUGUACCUUUGAGGAAUGUUUUAUGGACUUCGUAAUGUGAUAAUGAAAUGAUCCAGGGGUUCUUGAAAGCAGCUAUACCUCAAGGGCAGCACAGCUUCUUCGGUAAAUGGUAUGCAAGGACUUGUCUGCAGAUUUGUUGAUCUCAUCUUAGAUGUUAGAAUCUAAUAAAUCCAUUCUUCUUUUCCUUAUUAUUAACUUCAAAUUUUAUAGUCACAUUGAAUGCAAUUGAAUAUGGAAUUUGGAUUAUCAGUUCAAAAUGUCAAAUGAGUCAGUCUGAAUUAUUUCUUGGUUUUUGAUACAAAGUUGUCUGAUGUGUGUUUUUUAUUACUUCGAUUAACUAGGUUUGAUAGAUUAUUUUAUAGUUAACUUGGAUAUUAUGCGCCAAGGCGGUUCAUAUCCUAUGGGAAAUGUGGCUCAACUCGUCGGGACUGCUCCUAUGUCUACCACCGAUUCCUGCUACUACUUGGUCAGGUAGAAUGGAUUUUGAUCAUGUGUUCAUUCAUAGUUCCUUUUUCCCCCUAAAUUUGAGAUUACUACUCCGAUAUUGUGGGGCACAAACACGAGUGAGGGGGUUAUUGGCUAUAGCACCCGAACGUUACUGUUAUUGUUGUUGUUCUUAGUGGCUAGCCCUCCCGAGCGUUCCAUAAAGUUAGGGAGGGAGGGCAAUAGUCACACAGAGAGUUUAGGGUAGAGUGAGGGGGCUAUUGGCUAUAGCCCCCGAGCAAUACUUCCUUGUUCUAUGGUAAAGUUAACUGUAUUAUAAUCUAACGAGUCUUUUAGUAGCGUUAAGCCUCUCUGAGGGAGGUAUGGAGGGGUAACGUA
Molecule: messenger RNA, 6330 nt
Organism: Gossypium raimondii (Peruvian cotton)
Lineage: Eukaryota; Viridiplantae; Streptophyta; Magnoliopsida; Malvales; Malvaceae
Product: pentatricopeptide repeat-containing protein At1g63330
Exons: 1
Coding region: 97-1962 (621 amino acids)
Molecular function (GO): protein binding
Source: RefSeq, a predicted model, not a curated record